CCUGUUGAUAAACAUGUUCCAGUCUGCUGUAUAUAAACGCAGGACAUGACCGGCAGGGUGAGUGAGGCUGGAUCACUGAAUGAAACUCCACACUGCGUGCUGAACAAAGUUAGUCUGUGUGUGUGUGAGUGAUGUCAGAAGCCGUGCUGUUGGAUCUCAUUCAUGGCUUCUGUUCAACAUGCUGCGUGUCCCUGCUGGAGGAACGUGCAGCAGAGCCGCAUGUGUUCCUGCUGUGUGGACAUUAUCAGCAGAACAACAGCUGUACUGACACAUCUGUGCUGUCAGGCAGCAGCGUGCAGGUGCUGGACUUCAGCUCCACCGCGGAGUGUUUGUACCGGUUCAAGCAGACUGUGGACGGGCUGAACCUGAGCUUGGUCACGGUCCUCACGUCUCCGCAGGGCAGACAGGUGCUACGUUUGUACCAGGACCUGCUUUUUACAGCCGCGUACACUUUUGACUACAAGGUGAUGUCAGUUGACAGUACCUGUCUGAGCUGCAGAAGUCUAGCCCACAAAGAUCCACCUGGAGAAAGAGUCCAUGAAGAAGUGUGCGCCUUACUGCAGCAGCUGCCUGCUCUACAGGGUGACGUCACGACUCUGGCGUCAUCACUGAUUCCAGACUGUUUCGGUCAUGGCUUCAGUACUCGUACAGGUGGAGUUUCCUACAUUCCCACUCUGUCCUCCUUGAAUCUGUUCAGCAGCAGCAGGAGGAGAGAUCCCAGGGCUGUGGUGCAGGAAAACAGACGGCGACUGGCCCUCCAUGCUGGUUUUCACCCUCAACCACUUCACUUUGUCAAGGUGAACCACGCCAGUGAUGUCUGGGUUAUGGGAAAAGCUGAGCCAGAGAGCUAUGAUGGGAUUGUAACCAAUCAGAGUGAAGUGGUUUUAGCAGCUCCAGGGGCAGACUGCAUGCCAGUCCUGUUUGCUGAUCCAGUGUCAAUGGUCAUCGGAGCGGCUCACGCAGGCUGGAAAGGAACCCUGAUGGGGGUUGCUAUGGCAACGGUAGAGGCCAUGGUGACAGAGUUUGGUUGCCAGGUGAGCAACAUCAUUGUGGCCGUUGGACCGUCAGUGGGGGCGUGUUGCUUCACUCUGGGGAGACAGCAGGCACUCGACUUCCAUCGAAUCCAUCCAAACUGUGUCUCUGAUCUACAGUCAGCCAGACCUCAUGUAAACAUCCGCCUCGCCAACAGAAUUCUCCUGGAACAAGGCGGGAUCCUGCCUGAGCACAUCCAUGACGACAUGAUGACAGACAGGUCUUGUGUGACGCCCUGCACCUCCUGUCACCCUGAGGCCUUCUUCUCCCACGUCAGAGACGGGAUCAACUUCGGCACCCAGGUGGGCUUCCUGUGGAUCAAAUCUGAAAAAGUCCAACCUUAAGCAGACAAGAUGGUGAGCGGUCGUUGCAGCUACCAUCCAUCUGGUGUUUUUGGGACUUUAUCCUUAUCCUCCUUCAUUUGUAUCAAUAGGUAAAAACUCUUUUUUUAUAUAUAUAUA
Molecule: messenger RNA, 1493 nt
Organism: Scomber japonicus (chub mackerel)
Lineage: Eukaryota; Metazoa; Chordata; Actinopteri; Scombriformes; Scombridae
Gene: lacc1
Product: laccase (multicopper oxidoreductase) domain containing 1
Exons: 5
Coding region: 132-1376 (414 amino acids)
Molecular function (GO): copper ion binding
Source: RefSeq, a predicted model, not a curated record